AUGACAAACCAAGGAGAACAAGAUACGCGGACUCUGGGAGAGACAGCGGAAAUGCUGAGAGACAAAGUGCUACAAAUGGAGAAGCACCUCCAAGAAAUAGGGAGGAAAAUUAAAGAAGUGGACAGAUUGCUAGAGAUGGUUGGGAACCCACUAGAGGGCGUACCCCAAGAACAAUACUAUGGGAAUGUCCCAGAAGGAGUAAGGGAUUUAGUACUGAACUAUAUACCUUUAGAGAGAAGUCCUAUGACGCCUAGAGAGGAGACUCCGAGAGGAGUGCAUGAAAGCCAAGAAGCUGGAUCAGAUUAUUGGGUAAUAGAGUCGGACCCGCAAGAGGAGUCAGAGCCUCAACGGGUAGCCUCCGAACCCGUCGAGGAGGAAGAACCAGAAGAGGAAGAGGAAGAUCCUCAGGAUGUGGAGGAAGAGGAAUUAGAGCCUAUUGACAUAGAGGCUGGGGGAGAGGAAGAAUCAUUCGGGAUGUUCCCUGAGUUCGCAGAGGAGGAGAAUGAUGCCAAUGAGGAAUCUGAUUACUAUGCCCCAACCGAUGAGAGAUCUGACUUUUAA
Lycium barbarum (goji berry) is the source of this 561-nucleotide messenger RNA. RefSeq names its product protein SQS1-like. The record is from RefSeq and is a predicted model, not a curated record. The transcript has a single exon. The coding region runs from base 1 to 561 and encodes 186 amino acids. NCBI's taxonomy places the organism in Eukaryota, Viridiplantae, Streptophyta, Magnoliopsida, Solanales, Solanaceae.